This is a messenger RNA of Thyridium curvatum, 903 nucleotides long. RefSeq lists its product as uncharacterized. The transcript is spliced from 2 exons. Gene Ontology annotation, molecular function: S-adenosylmethionine-dependent methyltransferase activity. Bases 1 to 903 code for a protein of 300 amino acids. The record is from RefSeq and is a predicted model, not a curated record. Lineage: Eukaryota; Fungi; Ascomycota; Sordariomycetes; Thyridiales; Thyridiaceae.
AUGUCCCUCCCAGACGACCCGACCCCCCUCCAGACCGCCUUCUACAACCAGCCCCUCUCCGCCCACCUCUCCACCUGGGACAGCCUCUGGGAGGCAAACAACACGCCCUGGGACCGCGCGGGGCCCAGCCCGGCCCUGCACGACCUCCUCGCCGACCGCGCGCACGACCACCUCUUCGCCUCCUGCCGCCCGUCUCCUCCUGCCCAGGGCCAGCAGCGGCAGCGGCAGCGGCAGCAGCCGCGCAAGAAGGCCCUCGUCUCGGGCUGCGGCCGCGGCCACGACGUCCUCCUGCUCGCGGCCCUGGGCUACGACGCCUACGGCAUCGACUUCUCCCCCGUGGCCAUCAGGGGCGCCCGCGCCAACGCCGAGGCCGUCGCCGCCGCCGACCCGGAGGAGUACCGGCCCCGCGACCCGGCCGUGGGCAGGGGCGCCGUCACCUGGCUCGAGGGCGACUGGUUCAAGUUUGACUUUGCCGCCGAGGUCGGCGUCGACAAGUUCGACCUCAUCUUUGAUUACACCUUCCUCUGCGCCCUCCCGCCCUCGGCGAGGCCCGCCUGGGCCGCCCGCAACGCCGCCCUGCUCCGCCCGGACGGCGGCCGCCUCGUCUGCCUCGAGUUCCCCCGCACCAAGCCGCUGCACCUCGCCGGCCCGCCCUGGGGCCUGCGCUCCCACAUCUACCUCGCCCACCUGUCCCGCCCGGGCCGGGAGCUGCCCUACACCGACGCCGGCGACGUCGUCGCCCAGGAGGAGGACGAGCUCGGCGACGACCCGGUAGGCGCCACCGCCGACGUCGCGGGCCGUGGCCUCAAGAGGCUCGCGCUCAUCGUGCCGCCGCGGACGCACUCGUGCGGCGUCAGCGAGGACGGGACGGUGCACGACCGCAUCUCCGUGUGGGGUCACUAG